This is a messenger RNA of Aspergillus candidus, 1167 nucleotides long. Its product is annotated as putative glycosyl hydrolase. NCBI's taxonomy places the organism in Eukaryota, Fungi, Ascomycota, Eurotiomycetes, Eurotiales, Aspergillaceae. Gene Ontology annotation, biological process: carbohydrate metabolic process. The transcript has 2 exons. The record is from RefSeq and is a predicted model, not a curated record. Bases 1 to 1167 code for a protein of 388 amino acids.
AUGGCUAUAUCCGCAGGAGGCCCCACGGUCGCCAGCCUGGGUGGGGCGAAUGCCCUCGAGGGAUCUCUGUCUUACCGGGCAAACGGAAACUACCAAAAGCACGCGCGGCUGGCCGUCGAUGCCCUGCAGGGAUGGUACAACACGUCGACGGGACUGUGGGACACCACAGGCUGGUGGAAUGGCGCCAAUUGCCUCACAGUGCUGGGCGAUCUGGUGGCGGUUGAUCCCUCGUCCCUGAAUUCUAGUAUCUCCGUCUUCAACAAUACAUGGACCCUGGCACCGAACUCUAAACCAUCAUCAGCACAGCGGACGGUAAGCCUGAAACUACAGACAGCCAACCCAGGCACUCAGCAAAGUGUCUCCACUGAUGCAUCCCCCGACUUCACCAACGCCAUGUACGACGAUGAGGGAUGGUGGGCGCUCGCCUGGAUCCAAGCAUUCGACGUGACGCAGGACCGGCGAUACCUGGAUACGGCUGUCGAUAUCUUCACCGACAUGAUCACGGGCUGGGGCGCUACGUGCGGUGGACUGUGGUGGAACAAGCAGCACACGCAGAACGGGGCGAUCGAGAACGAACUGUUCAUUAGUGUGGCCGCCCAUCUGGCACGACGGGUUCCAAAGCAGGCGGACGCCUUCCAGGACUGGGCGUUGAAGGCAUGGCAGUGGUUCUCAGACAGUGGUCUCAUCAACGACCAACACACCAUCAACAACGGGCUGGAUUUGUCGACCUGCACGAAUGACCACGGCACAGUGUGGAGCUACAACCAAGGUGUCAUCCUAGGGGCCCUCGUAGAGCUCUCCAAGCUCCAGUCCGACAAAUCCUACCUGUCUACCGCUCGCCACAUCGCCCUGGGUGGGAUCCACGCGCUGAGCAACUCGGACGGUGUGCUGCAGGAAUCGUGCGAGCCGGACUGCGGAGCCGAUGGAUCGCAGUUCAAAGGAGUCUUUAUGCGCAACCUGAUUCGACUGCAUCAGGCAGCUCCUGACCGUGAGAUCGAGUCCUUCCUUCAACGCAACGCGGACAGUAUCUGGGAUCGCGACCGUGACGAGGACAAUCACCUCGGGAUUCGCUGGUCCGGGCCUUUUGCUGUCGCCGACGCUUCCACCCAUAGCUCAGCCUGCGAUGCGUUUGUUGCCGCCGCGGCUCUCGACCAGAUCCGGGGGUAA